AUGUCGUCGUUCAGCCGCUGGAAGAAGGUGGAGCUGCUGGAUUUGGCAGAGAAGCUCAGGUUGCCGAAUGUCGGGAACAACGUGCGGAAGAGCGACCUGAUCGCGAUGAUCGAGGAGCAUUUGAACGUGCUGAAUGAACCGUUGGACGUGGAAGUGGAUUACCCGGAACUGAAGUCUUUCUACGACGCGAUAGUGGUGAAGCACGAGACGGAAGAGGCCGAGGCGGAAGAGGUCGAGGGGGAAGAGGCCGAGGAUCAGCUGCCCGAGCGGGUGCUGGACGGUUUCAACAAGCUGGAUUUCAGCGAGGAGAGCGACGAGGACUCGACGUUCAAGUUUGCGUUCGAAGACUACUUGUCGGACGUGGCGGUGCAGGUGCAGAAGCUCAACGAGUCGCUGCAGGACUCGCUGUCGACGAUCCAGUCGGUCGACGCGCUGUUCUACCUGGUGGAGUUCUACUUUGUGGUGCGGCCGCUGGUGGCGCGCCAGGACGCGUGGCUGUCGUCGAGCACUCUGGUCACGUGGGCGGUUUUCUCGGCUGGUGUGCCAGCGUUGGUGGGCUACUAUGUGAACUUUAUACGGUACGAGCUGCCGGAGGUGCAGGUGGACCCGAUGGUGUUCCAUCUGGCCAAGUUUCUGGUCGGGCUGGGGAUCCUGAACGUGGAGCUGGACGCGUCGGGCAGCGGAUGGCAGCUUUUCUUUAAGCUGGGGCUCACGUCGUGGGUGCACUAUUUGGGCCAGCUGCCCUUGGUGUUUGGGCUGGUCGGGGCGCUGCUGACGAUCUAUAUCUUCUGA
Torulaspora globosa is the source of this 792-nucleotide messenger RNA. It is a transcript of the gene GTT3, whose product is annotated as Gtt3p. NCBI's taxonomy places the organism in Eukaryota, Fungi, Ascomycota, Saccharomycetes, Saccharomycetales, Saccharomycetaceae. The transcript has a single exon. The coding region runs from base 1 to 792 and encodes 263 amino acids. Gene Ontology annotation, cellular component: membrane. The record is from RefSeq and is a predicted model, not a curated record.